UAGUAUAUCUUUUAAUUUACAAAUCGCUUAUUUCUGCAAGACCAUGUGCGAGUGCCUGGGAUCCUGUUCCUCCAGUUCAUAGUCAGUAUGUUACUCGGCCUAAGACGCGGUUGGAGUUUACAUUCACAAAAUCAAGCUCUUAUAGUAUGCCGUGUGAAGCUGCUUCUCGCUUCUUGAUAUUGUAUGGAUCUCAGCGCGGUCAGGCUCAGUCUCUAGCUGAAGAGAUCUGCCAACAAGCAGCCGAACAUGGAUUUACAGCGGACAUCAGCUGUCUGAGCAACCAGCGCAAUUACAACUUAGAUAGUGAAAUCACGCCAGUUGUUUUUGUGGUUUCCACGACCGGUGAUGGGGACCCUCCGGACACAGCUCAGAAGUUUGUGAGAAAGAUCAAAAACAAAUCUCUUCCACACGACCACUUCUCCCAUCUGCGUUAUGCACUGUUAGCUUUGGGAGACACAAACUAUGCAAAUUUCUGCAACGGGGGCAAGACCAUUGACAGCCGUCUGCAACAGCUUGGUGCUAAACAUUUCUAUGCCACUGGGCAUGCAGAUGACGGCACUGGACUUGAAGUAGUGGUGGAUCCUUGGAUUGAGGGCCUCUGGGACGCUCUGAAAAAAACGUUCUCUAGCAUGGCUACUUCAGAUCAACAGGACACUGUCCUUAGUGACAGUACACAGGACAGUUUUCAUAAAACUGCAUCUGGCCAGGAAAAAAAUAAGUCAGAUCUAGAAGUUGAUCUUCAUCUUUUAAAGCUGAGUGAAGCAGACUCACCAAAAGGAAAAGGGAUUGAAUCUGACAGCAGAGAUGUAGAGACUGUUUCUGCAGUGUUGGUUGCAUCUCUGAAGCAGUCGGUGCCACCGUUGUCACAGUCUGCUCUUAAUGUUCCUGCUCUUCCCGCUUCAUAUCUGGAGGUCCGUUUGGAGCAGGUGUCAACUGAAGGGGAGACAGUCCCAUCUGAUAAAGACGGUUAUCAUGAGGUGUCCAUUUCAAAAGCAGUUCAGUUAACUCAAGAUGAUGCUGUGAAAACUGCCAUCUUACUGGAGUUUGAUGUUUCGGAGCAGAACCUUGCUUAUCAGCCUGGAGACGCCUUUGAUAUUCUCUGUCCAAACAGAGCCAGUGAAGUUGAGGAGCUGCUGCUCAGACUGGAUCUGCACACGCGGAAGAAUUGUGCUGUUCAGGUCAACUUGCUUAAAAACAGCAGUAAGAAAGCAGCAAAAGUUCCUCUUCACAUCCCGCAGAACGGCUCUUUGGAGUUUAUUCUCACCUGGUGUUUGGAGAUAAGGAGCGUUCCAAAAAAAGCGUUUGUGCGAGCAUUGGUGGACUUCACUCAGAACGGUUCAGAGAAAAGAAGGCUUCUGGAGCUUUGUAGCAAAGAAGGCUCAGCAGACUACAACAGCUUUGUCAGGGACGCUAACGUAUGUUUGCUGGAUCUGCUUCGGGCCUUCCCAUCCUGCCUACCUCCACCCAGCCUUCUGUUCGAACAUUUGCCAAAGCUUCAGCCCAGAGCCUAUUCUGCUGCCAGCUCCAGCCUUCAGCUCCCUGGGAAAGUUCAUUUGGUGUUCAAUGUUGUGGAGUUCCCUGCACGUCCCGAGCAUCCGGCGAGGACGGGGUUGUGCACGGGCUGGCUGGCUGGUCACGUCUCCUCAAUCUUGCGGCCCCUUGGGACGGUACUGGCUUCAGAGCGCCUAGGCACAUCAGCCCUGCCGAAGGUACAUGUCAGGCCCCGUCCCAGCAGCACCUUCCACUUACCAGCCGACCCGUCUGUUCCUGUAGUGAUGGUGGGUCCUGGGACAGGUGUGGCCCCCUUCAUUGGAUUUCUUCAACAAAGAGAGACAGAACGUGAAGUGAACCGGGAAGCAACUUUUGGAGAGAUGUGGCUCUUUUUUGGAUGCCGCCACAAAGACAAAGACUUUCUUUUCAGAGAGGAGUUGGAGAGAUUUGUGCAUAAUGGAACCCUGAGCCAUCUGAUCGUGUGCUUCUCCAGAGAUGAGCCUGAUGCAGCGGGAACCGUUAGCACUCCAACAUAUGUCCAGCAUAACUUGCAUCUCCAUGCUAAAAAUGUUGCCAGCAUUCUCCUCAAAGACAAAGGCUUUCUCUAUGUCUGUGGGGAUGCAAAGAACAUGGCAAAGGAUGUGAAUGACACACUACUGGAGAUCAUAGGAAAUGAACUUCAAAUGGAUAAACUGGAUGCUAUGAAGACUGUAGCAGGACUUCGUGAGGAGAAGCGAUAUCUACAGGACAUCUGGAGUUGAGAAAGCACACUUACAGGGCACAAACAAAUAUUGAUUGACAGAUGUGCAAAAUAACUUUUUGGCCUUUUAGUUCAUAUCCACACAACAGGUGCUAUUGAGUGAUAUCCAAACUCAUUAACCAACUGCCUUAAGUCUCAAUGUUUUUUCCUAACUUUCAAGUAUUUUAAAAGCUUUUAGUAAAUUAUCUGAAGGUACAGUUAAAAACGCUUAGAUAUUAGGUAUGUUUGUUCAAACUGUUUUUUUUUUUUUUUGACAGUGCCUUUUAUGCAGUUAUUAAAGAGGAGCCCUGCAUAACCGUUUCAUUCUUUGAGGACCGUUUCUGUACAUUUAGAUACAGCGCAGGUAAAAUAUGCAUAAUGCAUCAGAGUCAGAAAGCAGGAGGAUGCUAGACACGUGAAACCAAAACAUGACAGACUGGAUGGGAAAACUGUCAGAAGCUGCCAAAUCCAGGAUCAUCUGCAGCAUUUCCGUGUUUUUCAAUUCCGAUAGUUUUUUUUAAGAUUAGAGAGGAUACUCUAGAGUCAUCCAUUUUCUUCCCAAAAAACAGGUUUGAAAUUCACCUCAGGUAUCCACAGCAAUUAUACCGGUCUAGAGAUUUGGCCAGUCUAUUGUUAUACCCCAACAUUUUAUUAAAACUGCCAGGCUAAGAAAACUUUUUAAUUAAUAGUCUUUAACAUAAUACCUGUACUCACUGUAAUUAGUUCAUACUGUCAUUUUAUGGCAAGGGCUGUGUAACAGUUCUCCAUGAAUGAUUAAUUUUGAGUACAUAAUAUUCGCACAAUAUUGCACACAAAAAUAUUCUCGUAGCUUCAUAAAAUUACAGUUGAACCACUGAUGUCACAUGGACUAUGUUGGCAAUAUAUUUACUACCUUUCUGGGCCUUGAAUGUGGUAGUUGCGUUGCUGUCUAUGGAAGGUCAGAAAGCUUUUGGAUUUCAUCUAAAAUAUUUUCAUUUGUGUUCUGAAGUUAAACGAAGGUAUUGCAGGUUUGGAACGACAUGAAGCACAUAAAUGACAGAAGUGAGUUUAAAUAAAUUCCACCAACGAUUUUAAUUUGA
Carassius gibelio (silver crucian carp) is the source of this 3309-nucleotide messenger RNA. Its product is annotated as methionine synthase reductase-like. The record is from RefSeq and is a predicted model, not a curated record. Lineage: Eukaryota; Metazoa; Chordata; Actinopteri; Cypriniformes; Cyprinidae. Bases 147 to 2252 code for a protein of 701 amino acids. The transcript has 15 exons. Gene Ontology annotation, molecular function: FMN binding; [methionine synthase] reductase (NADPH) activity; flavin adenine dinucleotide binding. Gene Ontology annotation, biological process: homocysteine metabolic process. Gene Ontology annotation, cellular component: cytosol.